Molecule: messenger RNA, 917 nt
Organism: Coccidioides posadasii C735 delta SOWgp
Lineage: Eukaryota; Fungi; Ascomycota; Eurotiomycetes; Onygenales; Onygenaceae
Gene: YKT6
Product: palmitoyltransferase
Biological process (GO): endoplasmic reticulum to Golgi vesicle-mediated transport
Cellular component (GO): Golgi apparatus; membrane
Molecular function (GO): SNAP receptor activity
Source: RefSeq, a predicted model, not a curated record
GACUCUCACCGCAACUCCUGAAGUCCUCUGAACAUAUUGCCUGAUCCCUCUGCUUGUUCCUUACCUCAGCACAAACCCGCCGUACUCGUGAAAGCUACCGCCCCCUGCCGCCCCUCAGUCCAGCCGCUCGAAGGUUGGCCACCGCCUGCGAACUCCCGCCUCGUAGCAGAAAAGGAGCAACCAUGAAGAUAUUCUACAUCGGAAUUAUUCGCAACGAAACCAGGCCGGCCGUGGAGCUGUGCCGUGAGAUGGAUCUCAGCAGUUUCUCUCGAUUCACAAGAGACAGCUACGGCGAAUUCAUGACCCUUUUCUCCAAAACAGUCGCCGAACGAACCCGCCCCGGCCAACGACAAGACGUCGAGGAGAAAUCAUACACCUUCCAUGCCUACGGCCGGACCGAAGGUAUAGCAGGUAUUAUAAUCUCCGACGCAGAUUACCCCGGCCUUGUUGCACAUCAGCUUCUUUCCAAAGUCGUGGACGAGUUCCUUGCCAAAUACCCCCGCACUGCAUUCGCCGUCCCUGACGUCGGGAAUCUUCCCUUCCCCCAGUUGAAGGAAUACAUCACCAAGUACCAGGACCCUAGCCAGGCUGAUAGUAUCAUGAAGAUUCAGAAGGAGCUGGAUGAGACAAAGAUUGUGCUACACAAGACAAUUGAAAGUGUGUUGGAGAGAGGUGAGAAGAUUGACAGUUUGGUCGCAAAGAGCGACGGCUUAAGUGCACAGAGCAAGAUGUUCUACGGCCAGGCGAAAAAGCAAAACACAUGCUGUGUGGUUAUGUGAGAGUACCGGAGUUGCUGGUUUGAAUCUCUCUAGAGGCGUCCGUCUUCUCUUGAUCAUCUUUUGCGCUUUAUGACACAGUUUGGUUGAGCAUGAUGUUAUGCAUUUUAAAGCCUGAACACAGGAUAUAAUCUAUGAAUA